Messenger RNA from Olea europaea var. sylvestris, 1952 nucleotides. RefSeq lists its product as uncharacterized. The coding region runs from base 9 to 1817 and encodes 602 amino acids. The transcript is spliced from 12 exons. The record is from RefSeq and is a predicted model, not a curated record. Lineage: Eukaryota; Viridiplantae; Streptophyta; Magnoliopsida; Lamiales; Oleaceae. Gene Ontology annotation, biological process: protein import into nucleus; RNA export from nucleus. Gene Ontology annotation, molecular function: structural constituent of nuclear pore. Gene Ontology annotation, cellular component: nuclear pore inner ring.
GCGCAUGUAUGUAUAUAUGUAUGCAUGCAUGCAUGCAAGUCAUAAUUCAUGCACAAGUGCACAUAGUAUAUAUGAAAAUCAAAGGAAACUUAUAUUGCGGUUACUUCCACUUGAAUUGCUUCAGUGGAUCGUGGUUGCUUUCUGGAAGGCUUGCCAAGAUGCUCUUGAUUGAUUGUGAACAAAGUGAUUGCUCGCUGACACUUUCGGUGCUAGACUUCACAAUGAGGCUCGUGGAGAUUGGAAUUGAAAAUGAUGUUGUUCUUGCACUUGUUGUUUUCUCCCUUCAGUAUGUUCUUGUUAAUCAUGAAUUCUGGAAAUAUAAAGUGAAGCAUGCACGCUGGAAGGUGACAACAAAGGCUCUUGAAGUUGUGAAAUAUAUAUUGUCAGUCUUAUCCCAUUGGAAACUUGGUGAGGUCGUUCGAGAUAUUCUGCUUUGUGAUGCUUCCAUCCACAGUGCACUUUUCCGAAUUGUUUGUACAACUACACAUGGGUUGGAGAAACUUCAGUUUAGCCGCCUGAUUGAGAUGACGGAUAUCGAAGGAUUGCAACUGGCCAUAUCUUCUGGUUUGGAUGUUCUUGCCAGUAUGGUAUCUGAUCUCUCGAAGGAUCUUGUGAGUAUUUCAGUAUUUCAUCAAGCAAUGCUGUCACCAACUACAAAGCCAAUACCUGUGGCUGCUGCUGCCAUGUCGUUGUUAUCAUACUUCCACAAUCCUAAGAUACAGACUAGUGCUGCAAGGUUGCUGUCCAUGUUAUUUGUUGUGGAUUUUUCGCAUUCAUCUACAUUUAGCAAUGCCAGUUUUGGUCUGGAUGAUAAGCAGGUUGACAUUUGUAAGAAUUCUAUUUAUAGAAUUAUUUCUGAGCAGUUACCUUGGAGUGAAGAUCUCAUUGUUGCCACAUUGAAGCUGCUCAUAUUUUCUGCACGCUAUCAGCCUGCCUUUUGCAUUGCCGUUAUUGCUUCCAAAGAGAAUUUAAAUGCCCAACUGGGCAAUACUGACUGUGAGCAGCAGCCAGAUAAAGCUGACUAUGGAUUGUUGCUCUCCAAGGAAAUCAGUCUUUUAGAUGCAAUUUUGCAAUAUGUUAGAAGAUCUGAGGAUCUAAUGAGAAGCAAACCCACUAUAUUGUUAAAUGUGUUGGAUUUCCUCAAGGCACUGUGGCAAAGUGCCCCUCAGUUCACAAAUAUUUUGGAGCUGCUAAAAAAAUCGGAUAAGUUCUGGAGACAAUUGACCAACAAUGUCACGCUUAUUUCCAGUAGUAAAGAUGAUUUGUCUGGAAAUUUGACCGAAAUGGAGCUUCAAAAUCUAGCUUACGGACAUCAAUGUCAAUCGAAGGUUUUUGAAAUAUUGGCUUAUGAGAUAUUCCUGCAAAAGAAGCUUAUGCGUGCUGCAUUACUUGUAAAGCAAUCGUCUAAAUCAACUGAUGGAGGAGAAAAGUCAGAUGAUUCGCAAAUUCCAAAAGAUGCCAAUCUCACUAGCCUAAAGGAUAUCUUCUCAACCUGGUGUGAGAAUUCAUUGUUGACUGACCUGAUCAAGUCAUGUGUUUCAUGUGAAUAUGAUAACAGUACUCACAUCCGUGCAAAGGUUGCUGCUUGUUUAUUUGCUGUGCAUAUGAUGCGAAAAUUAAAAACUGGUGACUUCGGAAGUUUGUCUGUAUCACUGGUUGAAAAAAUAACUAUUUUGUCACAGAAGUUGAGCAAGUUGCCAGCCUUUUCAGAAUUGUUAACACAAUACACAGAGCGUGGUUAUAGCAAAUUGUCUUGCGCUGAUGUCUACUUUUCCUUCCGUGGAAUUUCAGUGAAGGAAAAGAUUUGCACAAUUUAGUACUCAAUGAUCUAUUUUACCACAUGCAAGGAGAACUGGAGGGCCGUUUCAUCGAUAAUAGACCAUUCAAAGAGCUCUCGCAGUAUCUGAUAGACUCGAGCUUCUUGGAUACAUAUAAACAUAAACGUGAUUGUU